AAGCUGUCUCCGCCCACCUGGGGGUGGGCGGGGCCCGACCUCGCCGGGUGCGCGCGCAGCUCGCUGUGUGGCCGUUCCGGGUCUCCAUCGCAGGACUUGGCUGACCUGGCGGACCUGAGAGGCCGCUCUCCCGCCCCCGACCUGGACCCUCCUGCACUGCAGACCCCCCCGCAACGGGGGCCCCGGACCCCAGGACUCAGGAGGACUCAACCAGGACUUUCCAAAAGUUGCCGCGGGGCCUUCCGAUCCCCUCGGCCAUCUUCCAAGGCUGGCCAGGCUGAUGGGGCCAGCGAGGAUUCUCUGCACCUUGACAUUCAGAAGCUGAAGGAGAAGAGGGACGUGCUGGACAAGGAGAUCUCCCAGUUAAUAUCUGAAGGCUACAGUGUGGAUGAACUGGAGGACCACAUCUCCCAGCUCCACGAGUAUAACGACAUCAAAGAUGUGGGCCAGAUGCUGCUGGGCAAGCUAGCCGUGAUCCGAGGUGUCGCCACCAAAGAGUUGUAUCCAGAAUUUGGCCUGGACAUGAGUGACUGAGCGGAGGCGCCCAGCGCCUUGUCCACGGCCUCUGGGACAGGCGAUGAAGUGUCAGCAGCCCUUUUCCAGAGAGCCCACCUGAGGCAGGAGGGAGCCCGGGGAGGCAGAAGGUGUGUUUCCGGCUCCAGGACUCCCGAGGUGGCCCAGUGAUGCCUGUGUAUGUAUGUACGUUGUCCUAUUUGUAAAUAAACAUGUAGAUAAUCUUUUUUUAAAA
Molecule: messenger RNA, 748 nt
Organism: Eptesicus fuscus (big brown bat)
Lineage: Eukaryota; Metazoa; Chordata; Mammalia; Chiroptera; Vespertilionidae
Gene: SWI5
Product: SWI5 homologous recombination repair protein
Exons: 5
Biological process (GO): double-strand break repair via homologous recombination
Cellular component (GO): Swi5-Swi2 complex; Swi5-Sfr1 complex
Source: RefSeq, a predicted model, not a curated record